UUGUUUAAAAUGAUUGCAAACACAUGCUACUCCUCCUGGUUCCUCCACACAUGAGUCUUGCCCCUCUUCUCCAUUUCACCACUUUUACGUCAAACACACACACACACACACACCCUCAAGAACACGAACCCAACAAUUCACACACAUAGAAACAAAGUAACACAGAGAUACUUCGAGACACAGAGUUGGGGAGAAGCAAAUUUCUUGUGAUCACUCAUCACUGUGUGAAUUACACACACACACACAGCAACGUAAUUCUCCCCUUCAUGCCCACAAACACACACUCACAUAUAUAUAAGACCUGAGAGAAAGAGAUAGAGAGAGAGUUUUUAUCUGGGCUAGGUGUUUUUUUUUCUUUUACAGAGAUAGGGAGUGAGCGAAAUGAUGCAGGAAGGGGGAUCAUCGUCGUUGACGGCAGCGGGGGAAGGAGGAGGGAGGAGGAAGCCGUCGUGGAGAGAGAAAGAGAAUAAUCGGAGGAGGGAGCGACGGCGGAGAGCGAUUGCGGCGAAUAUAUAUAAUGGGUUGAGAGCACAGGGGAACUACAAUUUGCCUAAACAUUGUGAUAACAAUGAGGUUUUGAAAGCACUUUGUCAAGAAGCUGGUUGGGUUGUUCUUCCUGAUGGCACCACCUUUCGUAAGGGUUCGAAGCCACCACUACCUUCCAUUGAAACCGGCGGCACAUCCACCACUACGACGCCGUGUUCUUCCCAGAAACCAAGUCCGCCGUCUUCAUCGUUUCCGAGUCCGAUCCCUUCAUAUCAAUGCAGCCCAUCAUCUUCAUCGUUCCCAAGUCCAUCAAGUAACCCAUUUGCAUUUCUUCGAAACACCAUUCCAUCUUCUCUCCCACCUCUCCGGAUCUCCAACAGUGCCCCUGUAACUCCACCUCUCUCAUCUCCAACUUCAAAGUUUCCUAAACCCAACAAUCUCAACUGGGAAUCGUUCACAAAACAAUCGAUUUCCUCAUUCAAUUUGCCAUUUUUUGCGUCGUCUGCGCCUACAAGCCCUACCAGAUCCCACCGCUUCACACCUGCAACUAUCCCGGAGUGUGAUGAAUCUGAUUGCUCCACCAUUGAUUCAUGCCAAUGGUUGCGAUUCAAGAACUAUGAACCGAUGGUGAUGACAAACCCCAACUCCCCGACUUAUAACUUGGUGAAACCGGUGGCUAGAGCCACUGCCGCCAUGGAUGCGAGCUCGGAGAAAGGUAAAGGGAUGGAAUUCGAGUUUGAGAAUGGAGGAGUGAAGGCAUGGGAAGGCGAGAGGAUUCAUGAUGUUGGAGUGGAUGAUCUUGAACUCACUCUUGGAAGUGGGAAUUCUAAAAUAUAAUGUGUGUGUGUGUUUGUUUUAAAGAUUGAAGUUAGCAACUUAAGCAUGGCAGUGAACAGUUCUUGAAGAUGCACAUUAAAUAUUGAGUAGAAAUUAUGAUAUUUUAUUUGAAUUUCUUUA
Lactuca sativa (garden lettuce) is the source of this 1443-nucleotide messenger RNA. RefSeq names its product Brassinosteroid signaling positive regulator (BZR1) family protein (gene BZR1). The record is from RefSeq and is a predicted model, not a curated record. Gene Ontology annotation, molecular function: DNA-binding transcription factor activity. Gene Ontology annotation, biological process: DNA-templated transcription; brassinosteroid mediated signaling pathway. Lineage: Eukaryota; Viridiplantae; Streptophyta; Magnoliopsida; Asterales; Asteraceae.